UCCGCCGCCCAUGCUCUUGUUGCCUUUAGGUACUGUUGGAAUUAUAGUGAGCAAAAGCAGACAAACUCUCAAAAUGAAAGAAUUAAAGCUGAAAAAAGACAUUCGUAGUAAUUGCUGUCUUACUUUCAAGCACUAUCUAGUAGCUUGGGAGUUUCUCUGGGUAGCUAGCUGCUCUAGCUCGCUUCACCGUGUGUUUACCCCUGGGCUGAGGUAGGCGGCAGUGUUGGCAGCCUCGGUGCUCGGCACAGGGGGUUACUCCUCUCGCUGCCUGCGCUGCUCUUUGGCUGCGCCGUUGAAAAAGGCUGCAGCAGAGAACCAGCAGAGAAGAGAGACUGAGCUCAAGUUGGCAACUGCGCCGAUGCGUGGAUGCUGCUUCGGGACUUGUGUUCUUGUGUUACUCGUGUUUCUAGAUCAGCGUCCUUCACAUAUUAAAUGAUAUCAUACUGAAACACGUUUUUUUCCCUCAUCUUUUCUCUGCGCCUGUUAUAGCACAUUUAACUGCACCUAAUUAACGAGAAUUAACUUUUACUGCAUUCCUUCUGCAGAUGAACAAUGAACUACUGGCUUCCACUACGCUGGUGUCGGGUCCUCGAGGGGAAGCGGCCGCAAACUAAACGGCUGCUGAAUCCAAUAAUGGCCUGCUUCAGGUCUGAGGGCCGCGGGACGAGGAUGCGGCCCGGCCCGGUCUCCCCCGGCUCCCUGCUGUGGCUCAGCCUGCUCGCUACCGUCUCCCCGGUGGCGCUUCUCAACCCAGAGGACCCCAACGUGUGCAGCCACUGGGAGAGCUACGCUGUGACCGUGCAGGAGUCGUACGCGCAUCCCUUCGACCAGGUCUACUACACGCGCUGCACCGACAUCCUCAACUGGUUCAAGUGCACCCGGCACCGGAUCAGCUACAAGACCGCGUACAGAAGAGGCGUGAGGACCAUGUACCGGCGCCGCUCGCAGUGCUGCCCCGGCUUCUUCGAAAGCGCAGACCUGUGUGUCCCUCUGUGCACGGAGGAGUGCGUCCACGGCCGCUGCGUUUCUCCGGACUCCUGCCAGUGUGAGCCGGGCUGGGGCGGACCCGACUGCUCCAGCGGCUGCGACAGUGACUUCUGGGGCCCCCACUGCAGCAACCGCUGUCAGUGCCGGAACGGGGCCAAAUGCAACCCCAUCACGGGCGCCUGCGUGUGCACGGACGGCUACCAGGGCUGGCGCUGCGAGGAGCUCUGCGACCCCAGCUUCUACGGCAAAGACUGCCUCCUGGAGUGUCAGUGCCUCCACGGCGCCACGUGCCACCAUCAGACGGGCGAGUGCCUGUGUGCGCCCGGCUACACGGGGGCCUUCUGCGAGGAGCCUUGUCCUCCAGGGAAACACGGCUCCCAGUGCGAACAGCGCUGCCCCUGUCAGAACGGAGGAAGCUGCCAUCACGUCAGCGGAGAGUGCUCCUGUCCAGCCGGCUGGGUGGGCCCGGUCUGUGCACAGCCGUGUCCGUUCGGAUCCUUCGGACUCAACUGCUCCCAGGAGUGCACGUGUCGUAACGGAGGCCUGUGUGACCACAUCAGCGGUCAGUGCCAGUGCACAGCCGGCUACGUGGGAGAGAGGUGCCAGGAUGAGUGCCCAGUCGGUACUUACGGACCCCAGUGCGCCCACAAAUGUGACUGCCAGAACGGUGCCAAGUGCUACCACAUCAACGGAGCCUGUCUCUGCAACGAGGGCUUUAAGGGCCCCAGCUGCCAGGACCGGUUCUGCCCCGCGGGCCUGUUCGGGCUGCUCUGUGACAAGUACUGCCCCUACAGACCAUGCGCCGCACACUCCUCCAGGGUUCUAACUGAGACUGGAUCUUUGUCACACAGGAGGAGACUGACCAUUCAGGACGCUCUUAACCACCCCUGGAUCAAGUCCAAUGAACACAAGGAUGAAGGUAAAACCCAAGAGCCACAAAAGCGUGAGAAGCGGCAGCUGAAGACCAAGCGCCUGAGGGAGUACACCAUCAAGUCCCACUCCAGCAUGCCGCCCAACCACACCUACGCCGACUUCGAGCGCUUCGCUCAGGUGGUGGAGGACAUCGAGCAGAUGGAGGCCUCCUUCCUCAGCCUGGCGGCGGCUCACGACUCUCUGCAGCAGGACCUCGACGCCGUGGUGUCCGCGUACAACGAGAAGGAGGCCCGGUGCCGGGAGGAGAGCGAGGGCGUGCGCCACGAGCUCUCGCAGAUUCGCUACGACUUCCGCAAGGUGGAGGCUCUGAAGCGCAGCCUGCAGGACGACGUGCAGGCCCUGAGCGGCCGCCUGAGCGCCGCCGCCCAGCGCUACCGCCAGCGGCAGAGCCUCCUGGACGCGCUGCAGGCCGAGCUGGGCCGGGAGCUGCGGUGGGUGCAGGAGGCCGUGGCGGCGCUGCCCGCGGGCGGCGGCGGCGGAGGCGGAGGCUUCUCCACCUGCAGCUUCUCCACCGUCUUCAACCACGACGUCAACGAGGCGCUGAAGGAGCUGCUGAGCCGCUCGCGUGGAGGAGAGCUGGUGUCUGGGAUCAACCUGGACCUCACUGAGGCCGGGCAGCAAAGAUGAGUGUGUCUGUAAGCGCCGGGAGAAAUAAAUGUGGGAGCUGAGACCUCCUCCUCCUC
Betta splendens (Siamese fighting fish) is the source of this 2603-nucleotide messenger RNA. RefSeq names its product multiple epidermal growth factor-like domains protein 11. The transcript has 12 exons. Lineage: Eukaryota; Metazoa; Chordata; Actinopteri; Anabantiformes; Osphronemidae. Gene Ontology annotation, molecular function: protein binding. Gene Ontology annotation, cellular component: membrane. The record is from RefSeq and is a predicted model, not a curated record. Bases 553 to 2547 code for a protein of 664 amino acids.